Capra hircus (goat) is the source of this 9420-nucleotide messenger RNA. It is a transcript of the gene CRYBA1, whose product is annotated as crystallin beta A1. The coding region runs from base 151 to 798 and encodes 215 amino acids. Gene Ontology annotation, biological process: visual perception; lens development in camera-type eye. The record is from RefSeq and is a predicted model, not a curated record. NCBI's taxonomy places the organism in Eukaryota, Metazoa, Chordata, Mammalia, Artiodactyla, Bovidae. Gene Ontology annotation, molecular function: structural constituent of eye lens. The transcript is spliced from 6 exons.
GCCCUGGAGGAUGCCCGCCCAGCAGGCUGAGCCACCAAAGCUCCGGGAUCAGGUGGAACAAAAGCCAAGGGAAAGCAGAGUGCUGACAGGGCCAGAGGCCGCUGGCCACGGGGCUAUAAAGAACGGGAGCCACCGAGGAAGCGGCACCAGAUGGAGACCCAGACUGUGCAGCAGGAGCUGGAAUCCCUUCCAACCACCAAGAUGGCUCAAACUAACCCCAUGCCGGGGUCUGUGGGGCCAUGGAAGAUAACCAUCUAUGACCAGGAGAACUUCCAGGGCAAGAGAAUGGAAUUCACCAGCUCCUGCCCAAAUGUAUCUGAGCGCAAUUUUGACAACGUCCGGUCUCUCAAGGUGGAAUGUGGCGCCUGGGUUGGUUAUGAGCAUACCAGCUUCUGUGGGCAACAGUUUGUCCUGGAGAGAGGAGAGUACCCUCGCUGGGAUGCCUGGAGCGGGAGUAAUGCCUAUCACAUCGAGCGCCUCAUGUCCUUCCGCCCCAUCUGUUCAGCUAAUCAUAAGGAGUCUAAGAUUACCAUUUUUGAGAAAGAAAAUUUCAUUGGACGCCAAUGGGAAAUCUCUGACGACUACCCCUCCUUGCAAGCCAUGGGUUGGCUCAACAACGAAGUUGGCUCCAUGAAGAUACAAUGUGGAGCCUGGGUUUGCUACCAGUAUCCUGGGUACCGUGGCUAUCAGUAUAUCUUGGAAUGUGACCAUCAUGGAGGAGACUACAAGCACUGGAGAGAGUGGGGUUCUCAUGCCCAGACUUCCCAGAUUCAAUCCAUUCGCCGUAUCCAACAGUAGUGGAUUAAAAGCUCCAAGUAAGAAUUCCUCAAGCAUGAGACCUUCCUAAACAAUCUAGAAUAAAAUAUCUUCUGCUGAUAUUGCUUCCAAAUGUUAGCUGCUGAAAUCCACAAUAAAUGUCAUUAAAAGAAAAAACCCCAACAACUUUGUAGACUGAAUGCUUUAUAGAAAUCACGUUUACAUGGCUAAGAAUCUUUAAAGACAAGCUUCCAUAAAACCCCAAGUUCCCUUUGGUGUCCUUGCAAGUAAGUCAUUGCCAGACCAAGGAUGAUGAUCCUCUAUUUCAAAGAACAUUAAAACAUAUAACCCAAAUCUAUCAGUCUAUAUAGUGACAGACACAUUUUUGGUAACUGUUUUUGCAUCUUUUUUCUCCUUACUCCCAUUCUAACAUUGAUGCUAUUUUUUCACCUGUGACAGAUCACUGCUAAACAAACUUAGGAAGCUUCUCCAAUUGUCACAUUGUUUAGCUCAAUUUUGGCUUAUUUCAACUGUAAGAACGUAAGGCUCGGUGUCAUGACAAAACACAGCACAGCUGUUCUCACAGAGGUGAUUUUUCCAAGCAUAUGCCAAUUCUAAGCACCUUAAUAACCUGAUUAGGAACUUAUGACCAUGCUAUAUUUAAGCCUUAAAUUAUUUGUACAUUUGACCCAUUUGAAAAAUAUUACCCAUGUCACAAUCUUACCUUAGUGCUCAGUAGAUUUUUUUGAAUUAAAGCACACAAAAGAUGAUAACACAAACACCUUGGAAACUUUAAAAUUUUUUAUUCAACAAUGUACACUUAUUGUCUCUUAAUUUGAUCUACAAAUUUCUCAAGUUUUUUUUUUUUCUGAUAAAAUAAGUCAAUCUGGGUAUGGAUGUAGAGUGCUUGUAAUUUAUAUUUUUAAAACACUGAACAUGAAGUAAGACAUCAAUAAAGGAAGAUCAUCACGUAACUGACACUUCCUUAGAAUCCAUGACAUCAAAAACAGCUAUGGCAAAUACCUAAGCGUUUAGCAAAAGAGGAAAUCUCUGGCCACUGUUCUUAUAUCUAGAAAAGGCCUAUCUUUUUGACUGGGCAAAACAAACACUGAAAGAACAUUUUUUAAAUUGAGAGAAGGAAAGGAAAAAAUCCUCUCAUAUACUUGUAGCCCACUAAUUGUCCUUUCCCCCAGAUUAAGAGGUAACAGCUCCUAAAUGCUAACGCACACAACACACAGAAAUUACUGCGCUCCUCCAAUACAUUCCAAGACUGAACAUGUGAACUACUGACAGAUGCUAAGGAGUAGCCAUGACCAUCAGAGAUGAUGCUAUACUCCUGCAUUCACGCCUUUUACGGCCAUGCAUUAUGGGCCACCUUUUGCAUUCUGACUAGUAGACUUCAUUUUUAACUGUCACUUCCAGGCAAGAUACAGAAGGGCGGGCUUGCUGUGUUUUCAGUCAACAACGUACAUUAAGAGCAUACUUGAUGAUAGAGAAGGUAAUCCUCUUCUAUACAAAGGAAAAACAUAAAACGGAAAUAUUUCUUUUAUAUCUAGGAGCAAGGGGAAAAUACCAUUAGUAUUAUCUCUACUUAAACAUAUUAGCCUCUUCUACGAAGGUCCAAAAGAAAAUAAAAAACAAUCUUUCAAAAGAUGAUUUGACAAAACCUGGCCAGUACAUCUACACAAUCCUUUAAGUACACAAACAUGUGAAAUAAAGCUAUUUAGUACAUGCAGACUGCAGCAAUGAAAUCAAAUCAGCUCAGUUUCUAAACUUGUUCUAAUCAGCUUGGGCAGUUUUAAAGAGAUACACAUCUUUAACUUGUGCUUUGAUCUUUAAACAACUGAAUAAUUCUAAAUCUCAAGUCAAUCAUUCAGUAAACCAAAAUUUAUGCUAAAGCAAAGGUAAAAAGUUCAUCCUACCUUUAAACCAGGUUUAAGACAUAAAAUUGUCACAAAACUCCAUGUGGCAAAGGUCCUUCCUUCAUUUCAGUUUCAACCACUUUUAAUUUCUACUUGAUCAAAUAAACCAAAAUUUCAUUGGAGUAUCCAACAGUUUGUAAAGCUGAUAAAACUGCCCUGUUUAAAAAAAAAAGCCCUUUAGCAGACACGAGUCAAGCUCUCAUUUUAAAGUUAUGUUAUUAAAAUAGGUGCCAAUUUUUCUCUCUUCUAGUUCCAAUGAUGAACUAACCCAGAACUCUAAACUUUGAGCCAUGUUUCUACAGAUGGUAAAGCUAAGAGCAGCAAAGUAAUAAGGAUAGGUCACUUUUGGUAAUGACACACAAAUUAAACUUUCAAAACAUGUGCAUAGCUUUAUUCAUCUACUUAGAUCUAACCUUUUCAUGGAGCUUCAGCAAAAUUCGAGUGUGCAAAAUGCAUUUCUAAAACGUAAUGCAAGCAAAGCUUUUCACAUUUACACUGGCAGAAAAUACAGAGAAACUAACAAGCCACAGUAGGGAGAGUUCAGAUCUUUUCUUUUUUUAAUGACAAGAAUUGCACAGUUCAUUAUUUUGAGACAAUUGUUGCAGACAUAAAUAUUUAAAAUUUUCUAAGCAAGGUGCUUUAACAAUAAAAAAUUUUAAAGUUGGGAAGAGCCAAUAACUUGGAUCAUAGCUCACAUAGAAUUCCAAAUUAAAGUGGACUCUUAUCUCCAUAGAUUUUGCAAACAAUGCUUUUUGUAACACUUUAUAACACUAAAGGAAACAGCAAGCUGAAACUUUUCAAAGCACACAAGAAGUGGUGUCAUCACAUUACUUGAAGAAGGUGCUGAGCGGGGAGGGAAGGGAAGAAUCUUUUUACUAUUUCCCACUACAGAACAGCCACUAACAGACUAAGAACAAAAUGAAAAAAGAAACAACCAAAAAUGUAACUUAAAUCACUUCCCAGUUUAUAAAACAGUUCCAGUUUGUGACAAGAUCUAUAACUUGAAACAGAGAGCACCAGUUGGGCAAUAGAAUGAACAUCUCAUACUGCAUAAAAAUUAGUGAGGUGGUUAAGAACCAUCAACUAUCUCAGGCAUUGUAACAUGGCCUUUCCAAUUUUAUUAUUUUUUUUUAAAUAUACAUGCAAGGCACAUUGAUAUAAAAAUAGAUCUCUGGCCAACAAAUAUAUUAAAUAAGCAAAUUAAAAUUUUGGCUUUGCAAUAUUGGCAACAUCAAAAUAUAAUCAGAUAGCUUUGGACCACGUAUCUUUCUCAUAUUCCUCCACCCCAUUUGGUGUUAUUCCUCCAUCAUAAUUGGGUUCAAUCUCCUUCAAGUAUGUGCUUGAGAAAUGACUUUUCCUCAUGUCAAGUAGCAUAAGUUUAUCUUUCCUAAGUAAAAAUACACUAGAGAAGCAGGAUAGUUGGUUUUGAUUGAUUUGACUAAACUAAAUCCGAUUGGCUUGGGGCAAUAUUACUUCUCCUUUGUAUACAAACAAAACUCACUCCCCAGUAUAUAUAGCAGACAAUUGUUUUCUUUCUAAAAGGUCAGCAACAAACCAAUACUACUAUUUCCUUUAAGCCAUUCUUCCCAACUUCUCUUUUUGAGGCAGAGGGAAUGACAGAAGCAAAAUUAAGAUUUUCAGUAGUAGAAGACAUUUUAAGGCCAAAAUGUGUAAUACUAACAGAAUAUGUAUUUUUCCUAAGUUAAUAUCCUUCACAGGCCAAUACCAUAAAAAACUUUUUGUACUGAUCUCCUCCCAAAGGGAAUUUUUAAAUCCAAUCACUUUUGCUAGUGGCUGUGCUACAGGAAAGGUAUCAAAGCAACCUAUAAAGAUAUGGUAUAUAGUCACGUAAAAAGUGCAUCACAUUCUUGAUUUUUCAGUUUCUCAUAGCAGCAGCAGGAUUAUUCCAAGACAGAAAAUAGUUGUUAUUUUCAUCCUAAAAUGCAACAAUACCUAAUGAAAUGUAUUCAAUAUCAUGAAAGGAUCUUCCUCCACGGAGGAUAAAUGAAACAGAUUAAUAAGACAAACAGGGGCAAACUAAAGGCAUUCAUUCAUAUUUACAUAUUAAAACCACUUUUGUUAACACCAAAUCUUUACACCUAGCAAAAGUAAUAUUUAAGGAUAAAGCAGACAUUACUAAAGCAGUAUCCAUUUUUGGAGCCUAGUUUAGCACCUGAGGAGAGGGUAUAUGGAAAGCUAUAAUUUACCUCAAGUUGGUUUGUUGGUCUUUAGAAUAAAAUUUCAAUAUGCAAUCCAAGUGAAACUGGACUGGAAAAUAAAUGUUUGCAGCUAUUUUAAUAAGGCUAUAGAAAAGGGAUACUGCGGUAUUAUAAAAUGGCUUUAGAACUCUGGACAUAAACAAAACUUAAUAGGGAAAUACGAAUCAGCAAUCCCAUUUGUGAGGACGGCUGUUUCAUAUAUUUCUAGCCCGGAAUUGCUAUUUGACUCUCCCAGUAAUGCGAAAGCAACAUACCAUUCAUACUUCACUGGGGGUUUUUGUUGUGCAGACAAUUUGAAACUUCUACUUGUAAGCUCCAUCUUGAGUAGCAGAAUGGUGUGAAAUUUAAUUAAAAACCAGUAAACUUUGAGUGAUGUGAAAUUUUGCUUUUGAAUGAAGCCAAUGACUGACUCAUCCUUCUUUAAACCAACCCAUGGUGGUCCUUGUUCUCACACAUCUGAACAGAUUGAGGUACAUUAAAAAAAAAAAAAUUUAAGAUAAUUAGAAGCCCAACUUUCUCACUAUAAAAUAAAAGAAUCCUGGUGCUCUGUCAAUUAGUUAAUGAAAAUAACAUUCUUAUUAAGAACUAAUAACCUAAGGCGUCUCUGCAAACAUAAAGCAGCUUUUCUCCUAGUCUUAUCCUCUGGCCCCUCCCCUUAAACAAGUAACACUUUGGGUGGGGGGGAAGAUGAGAAAAUUCUACCCUUUCUUUUAAAAAUUCAACAGUAAAAUUAUGGGUAGGACUACUGAAAGACACUGCCUGAUCAGAAGCUACAACUGGUGCAGUAUUAACGAACCUGAUCCCAUGUAUUUGUUCCACUAUAGUCUGCUGAACACAGUUAGCACAGGUAUACAAGAGGGAUCAGGUGUUAUUUGAGGAUAUGGCCCAGUGAUAGAGCUAUACUCAUAAUCCUUGGAAAGUGGACUUUUAAUCUAUUUCUAGGACUUGAGGAACAAAGUCUUGAAAUGAUGACUUUCUCCUUGGAGGAGUUUAAAAUCAAACAAUGUUCUCUUCCCAAUUUCCUUGACUGUGGCCAUUUGGUACAUCACAAAUUUCACACUAAAUGGCUUUUUUGUAUUUUAAAAAGUUUACAGCAAAAAAUAAACCCUUAGAUGCCUCCAGGUGGGUUAGCAACAAGCCUAACCACCAAGCACAAAACUACUGCUGCUAUGUAAUGUUUUCUGAAGAAACACAUUUUGUAUUGUGGACAACACUCAUAAUUGAGGCUUGCCAUAUUUCCCCUAGAAACUGUUAUUUGAAAAAACAAUGCAGCACUUUUUUUUUUCCUUUAUAAAGUUUUCACCAAGAUUCUGUGAUUAGGAAAGCAGAUGAUUAAGGAAAACAGCAAAAUUCUAAACCUCUCCAGCCAUUUAUUUCAAGAAAAAACAAACUGGCAUUAACAAAUUCCUAGUUAUUGUCUAUCCCCUCCUAGAAAGUAGAAAAGGAAGUGCUAACUAUAGAUGCUGUAAAUACACUGUAUGUGAAAGCUCAUUACUAAAGUCAGAGUAAAGGCUAUGGAAUUAACUUCAGUUCAUUAAAGUGGGGUGAACGAAGAGAAAGAUAAAUACACCCUGUCUUUUGAGGGGAAGGGGAAUUAUUCAAGACAUCUACGAGAGUGGUAUGUGACGCAGACACCUACAAUCAAGGCAGAUUUAAAAAGAAAUCUUCACCCAUAAUUAGUAUCUUCAUAGCUAUUAAAAAAAUAGGUCAUGAUUUCAUUCUUAGUGCCAUUUUUCAAAUACUACCCUUUUAAGGAUUAAAACCACCUGACUUUAUUCUGUGUAAUGAAAACAAAUGGCACAAAAUAAAUACAAGUUCAUUCUCUGAAUACUAAUAUAAUGUCUUACACACAUUCACUUACUAAUUUUUAAUAUUUCCUUCUCUCAUACACACACAAGCACUCAACACACACACAGACACACACCUUUUCAGUCUUUAUAAUGGAGGGAUGUUAAAAAUCCCCUCUAGACUGUAUUUGGUUUAUGCUACAGUACUAAUACUCUGAGUUGAAGAAAAAUUCUUUAUACCGAACAAUUACACAUCAACGUUAUUUAAAUGUGCUAAAUUAAUCACAGCUGAAGUUUAGAAGCUUACACAAAAUAAUCAGGAAACAGAUCAACUCUUUAAGAUUUUUUUUUUUUAAUAAGUGCUCUGUAAGGAAUUGUGUGAGGACCUAAGAAGAAAGAUUGCGACAAGUAGGGUUAAAUGUUAUCAAACAGCACAAAGGAGAUAUGUCCCAAAGUCCUGCUUGUACCUAGGCAAGUUAAGUCCAUUAACCCAAUGCCCCCAAAAUACUGACAGUUAAUAUGAUGGGGCACUAGGGUUCCAGAAAGUAAAGAGACAUCCCUAACUCUAUACCUCUAACCAUAUAAUCAAGGAAAUUUCAGUGGGGGAAAUCAAAGUGAAAUGUUGCAUUGUUUCAUUUAGAAGUGAGACUCAAAAACCUUUGGACAAAUAUAGAGAAGGGAGACAUUCUCUUUUUGGCUUCUCUAAACAGGGAGGCCUGAGGGAUAUGGAAGGGAAGUAGUAAAGCAACAACAGCUUGUCAAAGAUAUUUUAAAGAUAAACGUUGCUUCUAAAUUAAAAAUUCAGAUGGGGGCUGUUUUUCUAAUUCCUUUUAAAAUAUAUAUUCAUUCAACCUCUGUGUAUCACAAACCCAGAAAGUUUCUUGUGAGUUGUGAGACAGAAGAGCUUUCAUAUACCAGGCAAGCAAAAUGGAUGUUUAAAAAAGGGCUGGGGGGUGGGGAUAGAGGACGAGAAGAGAGGGAGAGAAUCUGGCCCUAAGGCGACAAGUGGUUACACAAGGCAAUUGAACACACAGCAGAACUUUAAAACCUAUAAAACAAACUGGAGCCUUUUUUCCUUUAAUCAACCUUGUAUCUUUUUUUUUAACCUUUUGAAAAUUUUUAUUUAAAAAAAAAAAACACAAAACACAGACUUCUUUCACUUCAGUAUGUGGUAUGAUGCAUUUUCCAGUUUGUUCAAUGCUUUAAAGCUCAAGGAUGCCUCUGCUUUCAAUUGUACAUGGGCCUGAAGCAUCCUAGCUUUUGGCAAGCAGGCAGGAGACUCAACAAAAAUCAAAAUAGAACAAGGCAGACUAAAUGCAGGGCACAUCUGUAAACAUAUUAUACAUUUGAAAAUUACAAUAUCCGUAAAAGUGAUACAGUUUACAGGUGAAAUGAAACUAUCUGGAACUGGCCUACCACAAGUUUCUGAACCUGGACUGAUACAAUAAGUUAUCUUAUAUAUAUAUAUAUAUUAUAUAUAAAAGUUUUGUUUACAUCAAGUGGAAUUGGCAAUCCAUGCUUAUACUUUUAAAAUCUAAGCAGGGCAGAAAUCCAGACUAUAAAGAUAUUUUCUCUACUCUAUGCUGAGUCCAACAGCUUCUUUGACAAACUACUUGUUAAAAGCCUCAAAUAAUCAAACAAAACAAGAAAACUCAUCCAUACUACAGUCGCUCAAAACUGGACAUUUCUUAAGCAAAAGGGCUGAGCAAAAAGUAGCUACUUCCUCCCCAAAAAACCCUGGGGAUCCAGUCUACUUUUAUUAGAAGACUACAUCUCUCUGUAUAAAUACCCUGCUAUUUUAACCUGUAUUUGACAUACAUGGAUAUACUAAUUUCUGUGUUUGUGUGUGUGUGUGAGACGCGAUGCUAUGUCAGGCCAGAGAACUUGUUUUUAUGCCACUAACAUCACCCAACCUUAUAUUGGACCCUUAGUUUCUGCACACACAAAAAAAUUUACUUUAGCAUGCUAUAUACAAGCUGCAGUGCAACAGGAUGGUAAUGUGAUAAGACAGGGCUGAUGCUCUUCUCUGCCCAAAAGAAAAUUUCCAGAAUUUCACAUUAUUUUCCUUAAAAAAAGAAAAAAAAGAAAAAAAAAAAAAAAAACCAUUUGCUCUAGUAAUAAAAUAUAUUUAUUAAGAUAUAAUUAGAAGCUAAUAAGCUCAGAAGUAUAGUUUGCAUGAAAACACACCUUCUAUAGGCAGGGUUUAUUACCUCCUCACUGGCUAAAAAACAUGAAGCUUUAGUUUUCAUGGACUUUUUUCUUCCCCUUUUAGAUUUCUGAGAAAUUAAAAAGAAUUUACAGAAAGGUACAGAAGUUUCUCUUCAGAUGUUUGAUGAAAAACAAGAAAAAUAGCACAUUUAGUGUUAGUGACAGAGAGCAAGUCUGGAGCACCUACAGUUGAAAAGCAGAAUACAUUUUUGCUCCCACUUACACAGUUAUGUUAGAACAUGGGCACAGGAGGAUUUUUCCAGAUUAAAUAUCUAAAGCCAAUUGUUUGUUCUGUAACUUUUGUUUAAAUGACACUCAUGAAGUUUUUAAAGUCCAAUAGGUAACCAAAGCCAAGUGAAACUAUGUACCACCAACUAUUUCAGAACUGUAGAACUUCAAUGCCCUCCCCUAUCCCCCCACCCCACAAAAAAAUAAAAGGAAACAAAGAAAAUAUUUCCCAACACCCCACAGAGGCUGCUUAUUCCUGGCAAGACAUGCAAAUCAUAUUCGCUAAAAAAAAAAAAAAAA